This is a messenger RNA of Nematostella vectensis (starlet sea anemone), 2653 nucleotides long. Its product is annotated as E3 ubiquitin-protein ligase RNF13. Gene Ontology annotation, cellular component: cytoplasm; nucleoplasm. Lineage: Eukaryota; Metazoa; Cnidaria; Anthozoa; Actiniaria; Edwardsiidae. The record is from RefSeq and is a predicted model, not a curated record. The transcript has 10 exons. The coding region runs from base 146 to 1141 and encodes 331 amino acids.
GCUUUUGGUUUCCAAAUAUGGCAUUUGUUAUGCACUCAAACAAAACCCUUCCGCCAUGUUGAGAUGUCGAAUACCUGGAAAACGAGAUGAAAUUCGCUGAAAAACAUAUGCUUUCCGAGAAAUUGAUACUCUAAACGAUGGACAAAUGAAAGUUAAGAUGGAGCGAACUUUCCUGUUAGCCGUUUUGCUGACAAUCUUCGUGUCUUCGGGAUUAGGGGAAGACACGACAACCCUAACAGACUAUAACCGAAUCUGUGUGAUUCCACUUGGCCAGUCAGUGAAUGAGACAGAAAAGUGCUAUAAGUAUGGUCUAGCUGAUUUUGGUCAGUUGCUGAGUAGAAGUAUUCAGGGUUUUGGUGUUUUGGCCAGUCCUAAAAAUGCCUGUUCAACUGUACAGCCUAUCAAGUCGAAGUCUAAUAUGUUCUGGUUCCUCGUGAUAGAAGAUGGAGGCUGCUCUUUUGGAGAGAAGGCAUAUAUGGCCCAAAAAGGUGAAUAUGAUGCCGCCAUCAUUUAUAGUCUGACCUCUGAUAAGAUUAUCGACAUGGAGUCUGAUGAAUAUGGAAGGAAAGCAGAUGAAAUUGUUGCUAUUCAUAUUGGAAAGACAGCCGCCAAAGAGUUAACAAGAAUUGAUGUCCUGGCACGGAACAACAUUGUCAUCACCCCUCAGAACUUACUUUUGUGGAAUGUUGAGGUCUACAUUAUCCCAUUUGCUAUCAUUGUUGGAAUUUGUUUUGUCCUUAUGGGACUUUUUAUGAUAAGCCGCUAUUAUCGUCAUUAUUUAGAAAAACGUAGGAACAGGCUUUCCCUUACAAAUCUACGUAAAAUUCCCACAAAGAAAUUCAAGAAAGGUGAUGAGUAUUAUGACGUGUGUGCUAUCUGUCUGGAUGAGUAUAAAGAGGGUGACAAACUGCGAAUACUCCCUUGCGAUCAUGCCUACCACUGUAAGUGUGUGGAUCCAUGGCUGACAGAAGGCAAGAGGACAUGCCCAGUGUGCAAGCGACCGGUCGAGACCAGCAAGAAAAAGAAGCAGGGCAGACAAGGAUCUGCCGAUGCUGAACAGGGUCAUCACGAGCACGAGCCUAGUGAGACAACGCCCCUUAUUCGCCCUUCUACCCAAACUUCGACUGCCUUGCCAGUAUGAUCCUUUUACUGCUUUUCUCCUUACUCGACUGGUGUGAUCCACUUUUUGGUGGUGAUAAAGCAGUAAAGGAUCAAGCCAUUAGUGAUAAUUUUCGUUCCUUUAUGUAUUAAAUAAUGUUUUUACCCGUGAUGAGGCGAGCAUAGAAUGCCCAAGACAUGUUCCAUUGUAGAUCCACUGCAAGCUAUAAGGGAUAGCCUUAGGACAUGAUGUUCUUCUGAAUGGCCAAAUAAACCCCCAACCCAAAAUCAUGUCCAUGGAAUGAUAUGUAUUUUUCAAUCUUUCACAUUUUCAAGCCUGGUCCCUUUUAGUUUGUAAACACCCAUACCUGGCUGAUUGUGUCACUCUUGUGGUACUGAUGAUGUAUACCAAGAUUUGUAUUAGGUUUUGAAAAUAUAAUCUAGUCACAUUUGUUUACACACUUACCUACAAUAUGGACAUUUAAAAAUCUGUUUUAUCUAAAAAAAAAUUACUAUGUAUGAUUUAAUGAAAUGUAUUGAGUGUAAAUAGCCGUGUGAACGUUUUUAUGAGCUCUGGCUAAUCGUAAUAUAACAGCAGAUACAGUGUCAAUGAUUUUGCUGGUUCCUUCUUGUGCAUGUGAAAGUGUAAAAUGCUAAAGUAUAAGAUGCUGUAUAAAGUUUAGCAUGGCUACAAUUAGAUGAUGAAAAAGGUUUCUUUUAAACAAGAGAUCUCUGUUUACAGAGUAAAGUUAAAAAUAUAUAUUGCUAAAUAAGUUAGUUCAUGGGUGAGUUGGCAGGAGAGGUUGAUAGCUGUCAAGUAUGUGAUGAAACCUUUGUAGCUAACUAUCAAUUCUAUAUCAAAUCUAAAUGACUCUUAUAUUGUGGUAUACUUAGAAUAACAGGUAUUCCCUCAAUACUGGAGUCAAGUUUUGUAGUAUACUUAUUCUUAUAGCUCUUGCAAAUGUAUGUAGUGUAGGUACUGUAACAAGCCCAUGCCCAGGAUUUUUCUAGGGGGGGGAGGGGUCCAAAAUCUGAAAAGUGGACCAAAGGGACAUUUAUUAUUAGAUUUUGCUAAAAAAAGGUUUGGCUCAUACAUUUAUGACAUACCAGUAGUGAUCUAGAAUGCCUUUUUAUAUUUAAUUCACCUGCACCCCCCUGGAUACGGGCCUGGGUAAUAUUAUCAUAGAUAAUGUAAGUGUAUUGUAAGUUAGCCAGACAAGUUUAAUGAUUUUUAUAGAUUUUCUCAGCCCAAGGCUGCUGGUAUCUUUGUCAUGUCUUAUCCAGAAAGGGCCAUACACCUAUUUUAAAUAAGGUUGGAAAAUCCAUGUGUUGUAAGGUGUUUUAUGGGUAUCAAGUAGUCAACCAUAAAAGUGAAAAUAAAAACAAGUCAAGGUUGAGAAAGCUGUAGCAUUUUUUUACUUUUUUUUUCAGCCAUAUUACCCAUAAACCACCGUGGGUUACGAUUCAAGGGUGUAACCUUAUUUGAAAUAGGUCUAUAUUUAUAUACAUUUCUUGUAUCAUAUCCAUAUAAAUAUCAAUAAAACAUAAUACUGCU